AUGGCGGCCUCAGGGGAGCAGACGGCCUUGGGGCAGCUGGGCCAGGAGGCCACCUGCCCACUCUGCCUGGACUUCUUUGAGCAGCCGAUGGUCCUGUCCUGCGGGCACAACUUCUGCCACCAUUGCCUGGCCCAGCUGGGCACUAGGUUUUCCUGCCCCCAGUGCAGAGCCCCGGUGAACUCCAGCAGCGCCUGCCCCAACCGUGCCCUGGCUAACAUCGUCUGCCGUUUGAAGGGGCUCCGGACGUCACAGGGAGCCCAGGAGGAGAGCAAUGGCCGCCGGCUGUGCCAGGAACACGGGCAGCCCCUGCAGAGCUUCUGCUCCAGCGAGAAGAGACUCCUCUGCCCUGGCUGCCUGGGGGGGCACCAGGGCCACCCCCUCCUCCCUCUGCCUGAGGCUGCCCAGGAGUACAAGAACCUGCUGCGUGGCCUCCUGGAGCCCCUGAGGAAGGAGGGGCAGAAGCUGCUGGAGCAGAGGGAGGAAGAAGAGCAGAGACGGCAGGAGAUCCAGGAGCAAUUUGCUGCUGAGAAGGAGAAGGUGGGCCUGACGCUGGAGUCCCUGCAGGAGUUGCUCCGAGAGAGGCAGCCGAUCUGGCUGGCCUGGCUGGCUGAGCAGGAGGAGAAGAUGGAGGCCAAGUGCGGGGUCACCCUGGCCCAGCUCUCCGGGGAGACCUCCCGCCUGCAGCAGCUGAUUGCCCAGACGGAGAGGAAAUCCCGCCAGCCGGACGUGGAAUUCUUGCAGGAGAUCCAGGACACCGUAGAGAGGUGCCAGAGUUACGUGGUGGGGCGCGUAGAAAGGGUCUCUCCCAGGCGGCAAGGCAGACACAGCACCAUCUUGGAGAAAAACGCUUCUGUAAGGCAGAUUGUGGACCGUAAAAAAGGCUCCCUGCAGAAGACUCUGACCAGGAAGAACCUGGAGCAACUUCUGGCCACGGUUGGCCGCAAGUUGAAUGAAUCAACCGCCCAUCCCCGGCUCCACUGCAAUUGGUCAAGUGUGUUUUGGGCCAGGAAAUACCAGGGAUGCCCAGAGACGCCAGAGAGGUUCGACCGGGAAUUGUGCGUCCUGGGCUGUGAGGGAUUCACCACAGGAUGGACGUGGUGGGAAGUGUCCGUGGAGGAGGCAGACUGUGUCCCUGUGGGGGGCAGAGACUGCUGGGCCAUCGGGGUGGCCAAGGAGUCUGUCCGCAGGAAGGGGAGCUUCCAGCUGAGCCCCCAGGAGGGAAUCUGGGCCGUGGGGAAGUGGGGUGGGGGGCAGAUGAUCGCUUUCCCCAAGGAUCAGAAGAAGGUGAUCUUGCAAAGGGCGCCGCAGAGGCUGCGGGUGAGGCUGGGCUACGAGGCAGAAACGGUGGAGUUCCUGGAUGCAGAGACGGAAAUUUCCCUCUACACCUUCCGGACGGGGCCCUUCCUUGGGGAGACGCUCCGGCCUUUUUUCUAUGUGGGCCAUAAGGGGGUCUUCCUUAGACUCUUGUGA
Thamnophis sirtalis is the source of this 1470-nucleotide messenger RNA. The record is from RefSeq and is a predicted model, not a curated record. Lineage: Eukaryota; Metazoa; Chordata; Lepidosauria; Squamata; Natricidae.